AGGGCAAAGCAAACGGCGGUGGAGCCCACUCCUCCUCCCCAAUCAUUCACUCCCCGAAGCAAGAACUCACCAAACCCUCUCAAGAUCUCAGAUUUCCGCCACCCCAACGACCGCUACAAUGCGGCCUCCCUUCUUCACGGCCGCCGCCGCCGUUCUGGUCGUCCUGAGCCUCUUGGGCUGGGGUUUGGGGGGCUGCCGUGGCCGCAUCUUCAGCUUCGAGAUGCACCACCGCUUCUCCGACCCAGUCAGGCGGUGGUCCCAGUCAGCUGGGAAGCUGUCUCCAGCUUGGCCCGAGAAGGGGAGCUACGAGUACUACGCGGAGCUCGCCCGCCGUGACCGGGCAUUUCGUGGCCGUGGGCUGGCGGAGAUCGACUCGCCGCUCGCAUUCUCUGACGGCAACUCGACAAUUAAGAUGAACUCCCUCGGAUUUCUACAUUACACCACGGUGCAACUGGGGACGCCGGGAACGAAGUUCUUGGUGGCACUUGACACUGGGAGUGAUCUCUUCUGGGUCCCCUGCGAUUGCAGCAGAUGCGCUCCUACUGAAACCUCGACUUCUGCUUUUGAUUUUGUGCUUAGCACGUACAAGCCGGAAGGAUCGUCCACGAGCAAAAGAGUCACUUGUAGCAGCAGUCUGUGCUUACACCGUGAUAAGUGCCUUGGAACAUCAAGCAGUUGCCCCUACACAGUCUCAUAUGUAUCGGCCGAAACCUCGACAUCUGGGGUUCUAGUGGAAGACGUCCUUCAUUUGACAACAGAGGGCAGUCAUCGGGAAUCUGUCGAAGCAUACAUAAUGUUUGGUUGUGGACAGGUGCAGACUGGUUCAUUCCUAGAUGUUGCAGCCCCCAAUGGUUUAUUUGGCCUUGGGAUGGAGCAGAUAUCAGUUCCCAGCAUUCUGUCCCGGGAAGGUUUCAUGGCUGAUUCUUUCUCAAUGUGCUUCGGGCGUGAUGGAGUUGGGAGGAUUAACUUUGGGGACAAGGGCAGCAUUGACCAGGAUGAGACCCCCUUUAAUUUUAAUCCGUUGCAUCCAACAUAUAACAUAAGCGUGACGCAAAUUCGUGUGGGCAUGACAAUGAUUGAUGUUAAUAUCAGUGCUCUGUUUGAUUCUGGAACCUCUUUUACGUACAUGGUAGAUCCUCUCUAUUCAAGACUCGUGAAAGGCGUAAGCACUUGCCUUGAUGAACCCUGCAGUUACUCUACUCGUUUAUGCAAUGCAAAAACUAAUGCCACGUUCAGUAUAAGGGAUAAUGAAGUAUUUCAUUCGUUGCAGUUCCACUCCCAAGUCCAAGAUAGGCAGCGCCCGCCUGAUUCGAGGAUUCCUUUCGAGUAUUGCUAUGAUAUGAGUCCUGAUGCAAAUUCCAGUUUGAUUCCAAGCUUGAGUUUGACAAUGAAAGGUGGAAGCCUGUUUGAAGUACAUGAUCCGCUGAUAGUCAUCUCAACUCAGACUGAGCUGGUAUAUUGCCUGGCUGUUGUCAAGAAUGCAGAAAUGAACAUAAUUGGACAGAACUUCAUGACGGGUUACCGCGUAGUAUUCGACCGAGAAAAGCUUGUUCUUGGAUGGAAGAACUUUGACUGUUAUGACAUGGAGGAUCUCCAUAAUUCUUUAUCCAUUGGACCACACAACACUACCGUUCCUCCUGCCAUUGCAGCUGGGCUCGAUGAGAGCAGUAGCCAUAAGUCGGCAGGACGUGAGAUUGCAAACGGUUCUCAAAGUUCGUCUUCUGCAAAAAGGAUGACCGCUCGUGAGAGCUUUAUUAGAUACUUCCCGAUUGUAUUGCUUACUAUAUGGCAGACAAUUUUAUCCAUUGGUUUAUCGAUUAGCAGUGAUACCUCUUGAUCUUUGGUAGGACUUCUCGUGUAGUGUGAUAGAUAGGCCGUCUUUGGCUACUCUCGAUUAUCGAUCGAGCACUUAUCGGAAUUUAGCUUAAGCAUUGUGUUUGUAAAUUCUGUCCGUUUAUGAUCAACAUCAAUCUCCCUUGCCCAUGGAUAUAUGUGAAAUGAUCUCAAAUUUCAUGGCAA
Punica granatum (pomegranate) is the source of this 2019-nucleotide messenger RNA. Lineage: Eukaryota; Viridiplantae; Streptophyta; Magnoliopsida; Myrtales; Lythraceae. The record is from RefSeq and is a predicted model, not a curated record.